Seminavis robusta is the source of this 865-nucleotide messenger RNA. The record is from the annotation of a GenBank genome assembly. Lineage: Eukaryota; Bacillariophyta; Bacillariophyceae; Naviculales; Naviculaceae.
UCUUGUGAAAUUGCAAGGCGUGGCUCAUGUGCUUUUGUUUCCUGUUGGCUCUUCUCACAACUUUUGCUCGAGACACAAGCUCGACAACACACACACUCCACUUACUUCUUUACAUAUCUUUUCUAAACUAAGUAUCAUCAACCAUGAGUGGCCUUGAAAACCUCAAUCUGGACUGGAACGUCGAUAUCGACGCCGAAAUAGCAGCCUCUGACAAGCGACAAGCCCGCCGCAACACCAUCAGCGAAAGCCCCUUGGACUGGAACAUGGAUCUGGAUGAUCUCUUGCGCAAGAGCGGCAACCCGGAAGACAAGGAGUUUCGUCGUCACUCCGCACCCACAUCUCUGCCAUCUCGCAAAAAGGCAAUGGGAGUCAAAUUUGGCAAUGUCACCAUUCGAGAGUGCGAACGCAUCUUGGGCGACAAUCCUGCCUGCGAACAGGGACCGUCACUGAGUAUCGGUUGGAAGCACAAGACACACAAGCCCAUUCAUGUGGACGACUGGGAAGAGUACCGAUGCCAACAACACAUUCGACGAACCAAAAAGGCACUCCAACUGUCGACACAGAAACGACUCUUGGUCGCCAAGGAAGCUGGAUUCUCACAAAGACACAUUGAGCUGAAUGUCGAACUCAUCUCCUACUUUCACGAAGAACGCAAUGAAACACUCAUUACUUUGCACAAGGAGGAACAACUUCCUCUUGACUCACUCCACAAGCAAAAGGAACUGGCACAAUCGCAAACUCACUGGUGCUAGCUAGCUAUAACCAUAAGAUGCCCCUCCUCCUCAAGUAAAUAUUGCUAACUAGCUAACCAUAUAUCAUACUAAAAGCAGCAGCAAUGGCAGUCUAACCAAAUGUACAUAAUAUA